AAUUUUCCUUUCUUGUUUUCCUCUCUAAGCCUUUUCCACAUUAAAGGGAUUUUCUGGGAGGCAUUCAGGAGAGCAGUGUGAAAAGAGUGCUUCCCAUUGGCUGCUCGGCUCCGAAAAAUUUGCAUAUCCGCGUCUAUUAAAGGCCCCCAGGAGACGCAGUCCGGUUUAGAAGCUGGAGAAACUGAGCCUAGCGCACCGGCAUCGCUGGCACCUCUCGGGUUAGGGCAACUAUAAGCAAUCGGCUCAUUUGCCUUGCAGAGCAUGCAUGAUCUGCACCUGGGAGCAGGAGAGUUACCCUCCCAUCUCUUCCUGCUUUAGGGGCAGACUCACUCCCUAACAGCUGGACAACCGUUUCUCCGCAUCCUCAGCCCCUUUCAGGUUAGCAAUUCAGUGCAGGUGACAUGGGUCUUGCUAGGGACGGGCGCAGCCUCGCCUUUCCGCCGCGCCUCGUCUACCUCUGCUGGCUGCUCUCGGUCACCCUGUGCAAGACGGUGAGAUACCGCACUUAUGAGGAGGACGCGCCGGGCACAGUCAUCGGCACUUUGGCAGAAGAGAUGCACGUGAAAGCGCCCGGAGAGAUAAGUUUCCGGCUGAUGGAGCAGUUCAGCAACAGCUCGCUGGUCCGGGUGCGGGAGGGCGACGGGCAGCUGAGCAUCGGCGAGGAAGGGAUCGACCGGGAGCGGCUGUGCGGCCAGUCCCUCCAGUGCGUCCUGGCUUUCGACGUGGUGAGCUUCUGGCAGGAGCAGUACCGGCUGGUGCACGUGGAGCUGGAGGUGCGGGACAUCAACGACAACGCGCCGCGCUUCCCCCAGGCGCACAUCCCGCUCGAGGUGUCCGAGAGCGCCGCGCCCGGCACCCGCCUGCCGCUGGAGAUCGCCGUGGACCCGGACGUGGGCUCCAACUCCAUCCAGAGCUUCCAGCUCUCGCGCAACAGCCACUUCGGCAUCGAGGCGCAGCCGCGGGCGGACGGCGGGAAAAGCGCCGAGCUGGUGCUGCUGCAGGAGCUGGACCGCGAGACCCAGGCCGCCUACACCCUGGAGCUGGUGGCCCGGGACGGCGGCAGCCCGGCCCGCGCGGGCACGGCCACGGUGAGCGUCCGGGUGCUGGACGCCAACGACAACAGCCCGGCCUUCCCGCAGGGCUCGGUCACGGUGGAGCUGGGCGAGGACGCGCCGCGGGGCUCCCUGCUGCUGGACCUGGACGCGGCCGAUCCCGACGAGGGGCCCAACGGGGAGAUCGUCUACGGCUUCGGCAGCCAGGUGCCGGCCGAGGCGCGGCGGCUCUUCCGGCUGGACCCGCUCUCGGGCCGCCUGACGCUGGAGGGGCCGGUGGAUUACGAGCGGCAGCGGACCUACGAGCUGGACGUGCAGGCGCAGGACCGGGGCGCCAGCCCCCUGGCGGCCACGUGCAAAGUCAUCGUGCGCCUGGCCGACGUGAACGACAACGCGCCGGGCAUCAGCGUCAGCCCCCUGAGCGGCGCCCCCGCCGGCGCCGGGGUGGCCUACGUCAGCGAGGCGGCGGCGCGCGACAGCUUCGUGGCGCUGGUCAGCACCUCGGACAGGGACUCGGGCCCCAACGGGCAGGUGCGCUGCGCCCUCUACGGGCACGAGCACUUCGCGCUGCAGCGCGCCUACGCCGACAGCUACGUGCUCGUCACCGCCGCGCCGCUGGACCGCGAGCGCAUCCCCGAGUACAACCUGACCCUGGUGGCCGAGGACCUGGGCUCGCCGCCCUUCAAGACCGUCCGGCAGUACACGGUGCGCGUGAGCGACGAGAACGACAACGCGCCGCUCUUCGCCAAGCCCGUCUACGAGGUGGCGGUGCUGGAGAACAACCCGCCGGGCGCCUACCUCGCCACCGUGGUGGCCCGGGACCCCGACCUGGGCCGCAACGGGAAGGUGCUUUACCGGCUGCUGGAGACACAGGUCCUGGGCGCCCCCAUCUCCACCUACGUCUCUGUGGAUCCGGCCACGGGGGCCAUCUACGCCCUCAGGACAUUCAACUAUGAGAUCCUCAAGCAGCUGGAGCUGAGGAUCCAGGCCAGCGACGGGGGCUCCCCUCAGCUGUCCAGCAGCGCCCUGAUCAAGGUGAGGAUGGUGGACCAGAAUGACAACGCCCCGGUCAUCACCCACCCCGUGCUCGCCAACGGCUCCGUGGAGAUCGGGGUCUCCAGCAAGGCACCCCCCGAUUCCCUGGUGGCUCAGAUCAAAGCCAGAGACGCGGACGAUGGGGUCAAUGCGGAGCUCACCUUCUCCUUCGUGGCGGAGCCGCAGCAGCAGCCAGAGCUCUUUGCCAUCAACAAGAAGACAGGUGAGAUCGUGCUCAGGGGGGACCUGUCCGAAGAGCUGGGGCAGGUGUUCAAAGUCAUCCUCACUGUGACUGACAAUGGCAGGCCCCCCCUUGUCACCACAGCCACAAUCAACUUCCUGGUGACUGCCAGGACACCCUCCAGCAGCCAUGAGGUGGCCAAGCCAAGCACCUGGGAGGAGAAGGCUUUGGAGUGGGACAUUCCCCUGAUUGUCAUCAUCAUCCUAGCUGGAAGCUGCACCCUGCUGCUGGUGGCCAUCAUCACCAUUGCAACCACCUGCAACAAGCGCAAGAAGGAGACCGACAUCAAGAACAACGGGCCCCUGAUGGAGCGGAUCGACAUCUCCCACCUAGAGAAGGGGAUCCAGGAGGAUAGCAGCCCCAGAGGGAAUGUGUUUGAAGCGCGAUCCUUUCCCAGCAAAGCUUCUUUCACCAGCCCAGCCCCUUCUCCACCUGCAGAAGAAAUCUCCUCUUCUGAGACCAGCACUGUGAAUGCCUGUCUCUACGAGGGUCAGAAACAACUUAGGGCAACUAAUGGGGAGCCCUAUGCCUCUGCUCCUAAUUAUAGCAAAGAAUCCACCCCACCUGUGGCCAUCUGGAAGGGUCAUUCUUUCAAUACCAUAUCAGCCCGAGAAGCGGAAAAGUUCAGUGGCAAAGACAGUGGCAAAGGUGACAGCGACUUUAAUGACAGCGACUCUGACAUCAGCGGGGAUGCCCUGAAGAAGGAUCUCAUCACUCACAUGCAGAAUGGAUUAUGGGCUUGUACUGCUGAAUGUAAAAUCCUGGGCCAUUCGGACCGCUGCUGGAGCCCAUCCUGUGGCCGAUCCAACCCUCACUCAUCUCCUCAUCCCUCAGCUCAGCUGUCCACCUUCUGCAAAAGCACCUCCUUGCCCAGGGACCCCCUUCGCAGGGACAACUACUACCAGGCCCAGCUGCCCAAGACAGUGGGACUGCAGAGUGUCUACGAGAAAGUAUUACACAGAGACUUUGACAGGACAAUCACAUUGCUCUCCCCUCCUCGCUCUGGGAGGCUUCCAGAACUUCAGGAGAUGGGGGUGCCCCUAUACCAAGCCCCCUCAACUAGAUACCUAGCCCCCCAGACUGACACUAGCGAGAAGAUUUAAUGCUACACGCUCCCCAUCCAAGCACACACAUACACGAACACUCCUAGGUCACUCUCAAGAGCCCUUAAGUUAUUGACCAGAUUCAGUGUUGUACAUAUAAAUAUGCAAGACGUGCCUUAAAAAUGAAGUUGUUGGGAAAGAUUUCCAAUCACAUCGAUACUGUUUGGUAUUUGCAAACAAAAAACUGUAUGUAGUUAAUGUAAUUUUUAUGAAAUGUGCAGUAUUUAAUUUUUCCCCUACCCUGUUCUUUUGCUUUUAGUUCACCUAUGGCCUGCUAUUUUUGUAGUGUUUUUAACCUGUAUAUUGUGUAAUGUAAUGUUUGUAUAUAAGGAAAAUUCGUUAUAUUUUUAUAUAAUAAAAGAUAAACAAAUUGAAAUUGUUGCCAAAGGAAUUGUCUGAAAGACACAAAAUAAUAAUAUCAUGAAUUAUUUAGAAUCAAAUAAGGGAAAUUCCUCCUUCACAGUGUAAUAAUAACCUAAGCAACCCAGUGUAUUGAGAAGUUUGCCUUGCCAACUGUGACCUGUAUUUUUUGAGUCUGUGGUCAAUUUCAAGUUAAAUGUUAUUUAAUUCCAUUUGGUUUCUGUAAUCAGUGUCACCAAUAAACACAACUAAUAAAGGUUUUGUGAUGUGUUUGAGGGGUCUGCUUGUGGAUUUCAUCCUUCAAAGAUUACAGCCCUCUACAGGUAAACAAAAUCCAUUUCUAU
This is a messenger RNA of Mauremys reevesii (Reeves's turtle), 4135 nucleotides long. RefSeq names its product protocadherin 8 (gene PCDH8). Gene Ontology annotation, biological process: homophilic cell-cell adhesion. Bases 402 to 3431 code for a protein of 1009 amino acids. Gene Ontology annotation, molecular function: calcium ion binding. The transcript is spliced from 3 exons. Lineage: Eukaryota; Metazoa; Chordata; Testudines; Geoemydidae. The record is from RefSeq and is a predicted model, not a curated record. Gene Ontology annotation, cellular component: plasma membrane.